AUGUACCAACUGCACAAGCAGGUCCUCAAACUCCUGAAACCGAAACUAGUUUCUCAAGUCUUGACACUGGAGAUUCAAACUGACGAUGAUUUUAAUCAUCCUCCCCAUAUUCAUAGCAUUAAUGUCGAAUGCAGUAAGACAAUGAUGACGAUCAAUAUUGAAUUUAAUCGUGUUUUUAACGGCAUUAUUUAUUCUAAGGGAUAUUAUACAAAUCCGGAAUGCAACUACGUAGAACAGAAUUCUAGCUCAACGCAGUACUCAUUCACUGUAAAUCUAGACUCUUGUGGUACUCAAUUUAUUAACGAUUUCACAAGUUCUGGUCAAGCAUAUUUGGAAAACGUUCUUGUAUUACAAAAUGAACCGAGUGUACAAGAAGUCUGGGAUACAGUUCAAAGAGUACGAUGUCUCUGGAAAGAAAACAUCAAUAAAGCUUUAAGGGUGAAUCUUUUAGUAGAUAUGUUAAAACAGGAGAUCAUUGCCUUUAAUGGUGACACUGCGAUAGCCAAACUGGAUGUUCAAAUUGGCAAAGGACCUUUUGCACCUACAGUUAAUAGACCUAUACAAAUUGGAGAAACAUUAACGUUAGUAAUCUCUGUGGAAGGCGAUCCUGAUUUCGAUCUUCAGGUGCGCGACUGUGUGGCGCGAAACGAAAUUUCGACCAACAUACUGCAACUCACCGACGAAAGAGGCUGCAUUUUGAAACCGAAGUUGUUUGGUGCCUUUCAAAAGACAAAAGAUACGGCUAAUACAGGCGCUUCUAUUAUCGCUUACGCAUUCUUUCAAGCCUUUAAAUUCCCCGAUGUUUUGGAUCUAUUCAUCGAAUGUAAUGUCGAAUUAUGUAAAAUCAACUGUGAACCUUGUCCGGAAGCAAAUCAACAAAUCGAGCCAGGAAGACGUCGUCGAUCGUUAAUGUAUGCAUCACCUUCAAACAAUUUGACGAAUUCGGUACUAUUAUCGGAUGCGGUUCGUGUUGGACGACAUUUUAAAGUAAUCAUGGUAGACGAUUUAAACACGGAAUCCAGUCAAAGAAAUAGCUGUUGA
Messenger RNA from Cyphomyrmex costatus, 1041 nucleotides. RefSeq lists its product as uncharacterized. The record is from RefSeq and is a predicted model, not a curated record. Bases 1 to 1041 code for a protein of 346 amino acids. The transcript is spliced from 6 exons. NCBI's taxonomy places the organism in Eukaryota, Metazoa, Arthropoda, Insecta, Hymenoptera, Formicidae.